Messenger RNA from Triticum turgidum subsp. durum (durum wheat), 417 nucleotides. Lineage: Eukaryota; Viridiplantae; Streptophyta; Magnoliopsida; Poales; Poaceae. The record is from the annotation of a GenBank genome assembly.
AUGUGGAGGCCCUCCACGAGCUCCUCCAGCGACAGGUUGCCGUUCUUGUCCUUGUCCAUGAGAUGGAACAUCUGCACGUACUUGUCCAGCUCCUCCACCGGCAUGUUCCGCGCCACCACGCCCAGCGCCUUCUUCUUGAACUUGUUCAUCGCCGAGAACUGCUGCAGCCGAGACCGCACCGCCUCGCCCAGCGACACGUUCGGCGCCGUCUCCGCGUUCUUCAGCCACGGAACUUGCGCGGCCGUGAGCCGGGCGGCGGGGUCGGGGUCGAGCAUCCCCCUGAUGAGGUCCUUGGCGUUGCCGGACACCCUGGGCCAAGGCUCCCGGUUGAAGUCGAGGCCGCCGCGGAUGAUGGCCUGCGCGAUCUUCUCGUCGUUGUCCCCCCAGAAGGGCGGCACACCGCAGAGGAGGAUGUAG